This is a messenger RNA of Stylophora pistillata, 1205 nucleotides long. RefSeq lists its product as uncharacterized. The record is from RefSeq and is a predicted model, not a curated record. Gene Ontology annotation, biological process: DNA integration. Gene Ontology annotation, molecular function: nucleic acid binding. Lineage: Eukaryota; Metazoa; Cnidaria; Anthozoa; Scleractinia; Pocilloporidae.
CAUCUUGAAGUCUCAAACAGCUUGGCCACAGAUUCUUUCCUCAACGCCUAUCGUCGAUUCGUCGGCCGUCGCGGCCCAGUGCGCCAAUUACGAUCAGAUCAAGGUACAAACUUCAUCGGCGCAAUGAACGAACUCAAGCAAGCUGUCAAGGAAUUGAACCACGAAAGGAUCAGAGAAGAGUUGCUCAUAACCAACUGCGAUUGGAUAGAGUUCAAACCGAACGUACCACAUGCAAGCCACUUUGGCGGAGUAUGGGAGCGCCAGAUAAGAUCAGUGAGAAACGUUUUGGCAUCGCUACUAGAGAGCCACGGGAUCCAACUUGAUGACGAGUCUCUAAGAACCUUUAUGGUGGAAGCGGAAGCUAUCGUUAAUUGCAGGCCACUCACCGUGAACACCAUAAACUCCUCACGGAGUCCCGAGCCACUCACUCCCAACCAUCUAUUGACCAUGAAGUCAAGGGUAAUUAUGCCUCCUCCCGGUGAUUUCAAACGUGCAGAUCUCUACCUGAGCAAGCGAUGGCGUCGCGUCCAGUACUUGGCCAACGAAUUUUGGAAUCGAUGGAGGAAGGAAUUCUUGCAGUCGUUGCAGCCAAGGAAAAAAUGGAUUGCAGUCAGAAGAAACCUACAAGUGAACGAUAUCGUGAUUGUGAUAGACGAAAGUUUGCCAAGGAACCGCUGGAAGCUUGCUCGUGUCCACGAAACCUUUCCCAACGAUGACGGUCUGGUCAGGAAAGUUAAGAUGGCGAUUGCUACAGAGUGCCUAGACGAUUCAGGCAGACCUACAAAACCGACUGCCUACCUGGAAAGGCCCGUCCAGAAAGUAGUCCUAUUACUGCCUUGCGAUCGAGUUGCAGACCAGGGAAUCCCCACCGAGGAGCCGCAACUUUAAAGGGGGCAAUAAUGCUCUCCGAACUCUCAUAGCAUAGAAAGAUAAUAAGUAAAGAACAAUACAUGACUGAUUAGGUUUGUUUCGUUUCGUAAAUUGUUGCCAAUUUAGGGGAGCCAUGUGACGUUUGUAAGGUCCGUUCAUUGCGUGACAGAAAUUAGAUAUGCGCAAUAACGACAAGGGCAAGGCUCAGAGUUCGAUUAAAACGAUUUAAGGUCUCAUCCUUGCGCUAAGAGGGAAAAGAGUUUUUACGUGGUAUUAAACAUUUUACGAGUCAAAACCGUGAACGUAUGGUUUCCUAAAAGCUAACGUCAACUACA